This is a messenger RNA of Fomitopsis serialis, 725 nucleotides long. RefSeq lists its product as uncharacterized. The coding region runs from base 18 to 419 and encodes 133 amino acids. The transcript has 3 exons. Gene Ontology annotation, biological process: translation. Gene Ontology annotation, molecular function: structural constituent of ribosome. The record is from RefSeq and is a predicted model, not a curated record. Gene Ontology annotation, cellular component: mitochondrial large ribosomal subunit. NCBI's taxonomy places the organism in Eukaryota, Fungi, Basidiomycota, Agaricomycetes, Polyporales, Fomitopsidaceae.
AUCCUUCCUCGACGACCAUGGCGGCCGUCGCAUUACAGCAGUCUCGCAUGCUAUGGCCCAGCCUGCGCGUGCCAUCUUCUCGGCCUCUGCUGUCCGCGGCUGCGCUGUUACCCGCUUUCCUGCCACGGUCAUUUGAAUGGAGACUACCAAGCUUAGCUUCAGUGCUUGAGCUGUUUCCUCCGUUCCUGCUGGCCGUACCCAAAAAGAAGACUUCGCAUUCACGGAAAGCCAUGCGCAGCGCGAACAAAGGUUUAAAGGACAAGCGAAAUGUCGUCCACUGUCCAGGUUGUGGCUCGCCGAAACUGGCACACCACCUCUGUCCGGAGUGCUAUUCCUCUCUUAACCGGGCGUGGAAAGCAAAAUCAAGACAAGGAGGUGGCUCGGGUGAAGACAUCCCUACGAUAGGCAUGCACGAUUGACGUUCCUUGGAUAUCCCGAACCUUGGAUGAUUGCCUCACUUGAUAUGUAUUGGGAUGCGUGGAGGAGUGUCGCAUUGCGCAAGGUCAUACCAACAUCGCACACACCAAACUUUGCAGAAGUACCAUUGGGCUUUGUGCAUAUCCGUCAGAUGCUAGCCUGUAUAUACGUAGUCACUGGUCCCGUCUACUCCAGAGUCUCGUAGAUUACAUCAUAUCGGCAGACUACUGGUGGUCGUCAUUACUGCAAGGCAUGCACUUCUCCAGCGGUCGACUCUCCGAUUAAAUAUUUAAACGUGUCUGAGACGA